GAAAAAGAAAGGAGAAUGGAUAAAAAGUGAAAUUGAGAAAUUUUGGGUGAAAAGCUAAUAGAGCGAGGAAAUGAAAGAAAUGACAGGUGAUUGAGAGCAACACCCUCCGUGAAACAGAUUUAGAUUUCACGGAAUGAUGGAUGACUGAAGGCUCCGGUGAAAAGGGAAUGACAGAGGCAGGGGUAGAAAUGGAAAGAGAAAAGCAGACAAAAGAAAAAAAAAAACAUUUGCAGCCUGCCCUGCCCCCUCAUCGAUCCCUGGGGAGAAAGGGAUUAUGGAAAUGUAUAAAUGCAAGAGAGAGAGAGGGAGACUGACAGACAGCGAGGAGGAAGAGGAGGAGGAGAGAGGGAGAGCAAAUAAGAGAGGGAGGGAGACAGCGCGAUGCUAUUGGUUGACCGUUAGAACAUCAAGCGUGAUAGAAAUAUUUCUCUUGCAGUCCAAGAAACAGAGGAAGGCAGAGACAGUAGACUCAGGAAACACAAUCAGGUCUGUUUUCAAAACCUCUGGAAGAGAUAAAAAAGACUUUAGAAAGAAGGAAGGGCAAAUAGGGAGGAGGUAGACAACAGAAAGGUGGACUAAUUAACUUAUGACUUCUUGGAGAUCUCUAAAUCAGAAUAAAUGCGGCUCAACAUGUAGAUGUUCUGCACGUCUCCCCCUUUUUUUCCUCUUUCAUAAUUAACCCUGCAGAGACAAAUCUCAGUGUUUUUGUAGAAAUCUGGGGGAUGCGUUUGAGAGAAAGAUGCAGAGCAGGGAAUUGUGACAUGGUGCCGACCCAAAUUGACAGAGACGAGGACAGAGUGGACUGUUCAGUGGCAGACACGUCUCCAACCAGACACAGGUAUUCUCUACUCGAUAUUAAGCUCGGGCGAGAUGUCGAUCCAUGCUAACUCAAACUGUCAUCAGUGUUUUGCUCUGAUCUUGUAUUUGUAAGUCCUCGUGGAUGUGUGGUGUUGGUGUUGUGAUGCUAAACAGUUGUUUCAUUUGAAACCUGCCUAAGUGAUUUAUACUUAUCAUUUUAUACUUUAAUUAGCAUUUGCUUUGACAGAAAUUAACUGUCUAACGUGCAAAGCAAUACGUCGUAUCAGAACAAUGUGAUGAUUUCUCUAAAAUAAUUCAGUAAUAAAGUAAGUAACAUACCAAGACACUGUCUGUAAAUUAUGACUCACAGAUAAUCUGCAAACUGGCUGUUUACAAAUGUGUUAAAUGUGGUUUUAAAUAUGCGUCACUAAUGGUGUUUUUGAUUUAGAGCAACAGAUGAGCUGAAAGCCAUAAGACAAACUACUGAACUAUCACAAGCCAUAACCAUCUUAGAUGAUAAUCCUCCUCGCUGUCGUUUAAACGCCGUGCUGUGCUCAGUAUCGACAAGAAUCCUGUGCUUCUGUUGUCGGCGUGUCACUCAGACACUUUGUGGCUUACUGUGAGGAAGAAAGAGAGAGAGAGAGAGAGAGAGAGAGAGAGAGAGAGAGAGAGAGAGAGAGAGAGAGGAAAAAAAAUGUGUAGGCUUUGUCUAAAGAGAAACUACAUGGAGGAGGAGGAGGAGGAGACAGACAUCUUGCCUGUCAGAGACUGAGCAUCAGGCCAACGACACACAACUGUGGCUGUGAACAGACAUUAAAGUGCUUCCUCAAUCAAAGCGAGACAGGUCCUGCUGUCAGGUAUUCAAAACGAGACAAAGAGUGGAAGCAGUGAAGCCAUGCUGAUUAUUGAUUGUUACUAAAACUGAGUGCUCUACCUUCCUGGAGGACGCCCGCCUCAGAGGGGAGGGGGGGGACAGACAAUAACCUCCACUAAAAGAAGGAGGGAGAGCAAUAGCCAGAGAGAGGCAGAGAGCAAAGGGAGAACUUCCCUUUCUCUGUGUCGACCCAUCUCGUCGUCAGGCUGGCUGGCUCAGCCAUGGCGUUCACCUUUGCGGCCUUCUGCUACAUGCUCACCCUGGUGCUGUGCGCCGCUCUCAUCUUCUUUGUCAUAUGGCAGAUCAUUGCGUUUGAUGAGCUUCGCACAGACUUCAAAAACCCCAUUGAUCAGAGCAAUCCCACCAGAGCGAGAGAGAGGAUCCUCAACAUUGAAAGAAUCUGCAACCUGCUCCGCAGAUUGGUGGUACCAGAGUACUCCAUCCACGGGCUCUUCUGUCUGAUGUUCAUGUGUGCUGGAGAGUGGGUCACACUUGGCCUAAAUAUCCCGCUGCUCUUCUACCAUCUGUGGAGGUUUUUUCAUCGGCCAGCUGAUGGGUCAGAGGUCAUGUAUGAUCCUGUCAGCGUGAUGAACGCUGACAUUCUUAAUUACUGCCAGAAGGAGUCCUGGUGUAAGCUGGGUUUUUAUCUGCUCUCUUUCUUCUAUUAUCUCUACAGUAUGGUCUACGCCUUGGUGAGCUUCUAACAGACAGGACAAACCUGGAGAAAUAAAGGGAAGUAUCUGUAAGAAAGACACAGAGGAACAUACAGAGACAUUGACUCUUCCACUCCCCAUGUACCCUUCACAUCACUGGCUUGGAUAUUCAACAGUCUAACCUUGGACAAAACAAGAAGACCAAUCUGAGUGAUAAUGUGAAUGUAAAGGCCUCCACUCGAUUUUAUCACUUUCUGCUGUCGGACGACUGGACAAGGUUUUGACAUGAAACACAAAGAAGACGCAGCAGGUGUGUUGCCUUUGACCCAUUAUACGAAUUAACAAUAUAUGUCUGAAGGGCUGGAGUUUUCCCGUGCUGCUCUUACUAAUCCAGUCGCUCAACUCACUGUGAAUCUCCAAACACUUAUGGGCUGGAAAACAGAAAAACAUGUCUGUAUUCUUUGACUUUGAAAAUAUACUAGAAGGAGGAUUGUUUUGGUAUCAUUCCAUGUAUUUAAGAUAAUAGACACCUCUAAUAUGAAACCAGUGCUUUGAUUGUUUAACAGGUACAUUAAACUGUAGGAAGCAGGUUAAUCUGUACAGGUUUAGACAGGCAGAGACAGCCUGUCAGGGGAAUAACAGAUUGGUAUGUGCAUUUUUAACCAGGAUGGAGAUAAAAGCAUAGACCAAUACAACAUCUGUUUGACGCCAGCCUCUGCCAAACACCAGAAUUCAAAAAACAAGGAAUUAAUCAUAAGUUGACUGCUUUGAGUGCUUGUAAUGUGCAUUCAGAAUAAGUAUGUCCAUAGCUGUAAGGACGUAUUUUAUGCUACAUGCUAGGUUCAUGCUUUCCAAAGAGCUUCAUGCUCAGACAUUUAAUGCCAAAAGUUAAUAUCUGAAAAACCAUUGUGCCAAAAAAAUCAAUUAAAGGUUUGGUGUGUAGGAUUUAGGGGGACAUAUUUGCAGAAAU
Molecule: messenger RNA, 3295 nt
Organism: Epinephelus lanceolatus (giant grouper)
Lineage: Eukaryota; Metazoa; Chordata; Actinopteri; Perciformes; Serranidae
Gene: cnih2
Product: cornichon family AMPA receptor auxiliary protein 2
Biological process (GO): vesicle-mediated transport
Source: RefSeq, a predicted model, not a curated record